This is a messenger RNA of Aspergillus pseudotamarii, 1149 nucleotides long. Its product is annotated as heme peroxidase. Gene Ontology annotation, molecular function: heme binding; peroxidase activity. Gene Ontology annotation, biological process: hydrogen peroxide catabolic process; response to reactive oxygen species; cellular response to oxidative stress. The record is from RefSeq and is a predicted model, not a curated record. The transcript has a single exon. Bases 172 to 942 code for a protein of 256 amino acids. Lineage: Eukaryota; Fungi; Ascomycota; Eurotiomycetes; Eurotiales; Aspergillaceae.
CUGUAUUUGUUCGACUGGCAUGGUUAGUUUUUUUUUUUCUUUUCUCCUUCCUUUUUUCCCUUCCGCGUUCUGCUUUCCCUCCAAGGACGACUUACCUGACACAUCAUCUCUAGGCACUCCGCAGGCACAUACGACGCAGAAUCGGACACAGGCGGCUCCAAUGGUGCAGGCAUGCGGUAUGAGGCAGAGGGUGGCGACCCAGCCAACGCCGGUCUUCAGCAUGGACGGGCCUUCCUCGAACCAGUAAAGGAGAGACACCCUUGGAUCACAUACUCCGAUCUAUGGACAUUAGCAGGCGUAGUAGCGAUCAAAGAGCUAGGCGGACCCGAAGUGGCGUGGAAGCCAGGCCGUACAGAUUUGGUUGAUGACUCGAAGGUGCCACCACGUGGUCGUCUGCCCGACGCUGCCCAGGGUGCCGAGCACCUGCGUUUCAUUUUCAACCGGAUGGGCUUCAACGACCAGGAAAUUGUCGCCUUGGCGGGAGGGCACAACAUGGGCCGCUGCCACAUGGACCGGAGUGGAUUCCACGGCCCCUGGGUGAACAACCCGACCCGCUUCUCAAACCAGUUCUAUAACCUGCUCCUUAAGCUUGAGUGGACGCCUAAGACUCUGGAGAAUGGUAUUGCGCAGUUUGUAUAUGUGGACCCCGAUGCGGAGGAAGGCGAUGAGCAGCUGAUGAUGCUGCCGACCGACGUUGCGUUGAUCACCGAUCCGGAAUUCCGCGUUUGGGUGGAGAGAUACGCGCAGGACAAGGAACUUUUCUUCGAUCACUUCGCCAAGGUGUUUGCUAAGCUGAUUGAGCUGGGCAUCAAGCGUGACGCCAAGGGAGCCAUCAUCAACUCGGACAAUGUCAAGGGCGGAUACGUCUCCGCACCAAAGAAAAGCAACGUCCCAACUGGGCUAUCACAACGCGGUGGUGGUUGUCCGAUGGCCAGGUUGUAGAUUUCGGUUCCGUAUUUGUCUGUUAUUUCAUUGUACAUAGAUAGAAGAUCGAAUAUAGAGAACGGGUCGUUUAAUAGAUUUAGAAGUUUGCGAACAGUACUUCCAUUGGGAUCACUGGUUAUGACGAAGCCGAAGAACAAUGAAGAAAGUAGGAUAGUGUUGAGGAUGAGAAGACUGGGAAGGAGAGGAAAAGAGACGAGAGAUGGA